AUGAUCCCAGGCUGCAGCGAUUGUUGCGCCCCUGGUGAGGAGGGCGGUCAAGCGCAGCAGCAGCAACAGCAGCAGCACCUGCAAGGCCAACGUCAACAAGCCCAGCUAAAUGUCCCAUCCAAUGCUCAUCUCCACGCAACUGCAGAGUCUGUGCGAUCUGUCACUCUCGAAGAGAGGACCGAAAGAGAACGAGCUGUUGCCAUUUCGGAGCAAACCGAGCGUCAGUGGGUCGCCAUCACUGCAUACCAGCCAGUUGACACCGUCGUGAAGACGGUAGAGGUUCCAGUUGUGAGAACUAUCGAAACAUACGUGCCGAAGGUAGUGGUGGAAGAGAAGAUUGUCGAGGUCCCCAAGUUUGUUCCGGAAUACGUCGAAAAGAUUGUGGAGGUCCCUGAGGUCAAGGUGGUCGACAAGAUAGUUGAGCUCCCACGCUACGAAUACCAAUAUAAAUAUGUGCACAAGAUUGAGACACAGGAGAAUAUAAUUCAGAGGCCCAAGUACGAGACCAAGUACGUGGAGAAAAUUGUCGAAGUCCCCCAAGUGAAGGAGGUUGUUCGCUAUCAGGAUGUCGAAGAAGUUGAAGAGGUCAUCAGGUAUGUUCCAAAAGGCCAGGUGGCUGAGGAAGAGUGGGAAAAGCUAAAACAGAAACACGAAGAGGAGGUCAAGAUAGAGAAGGAGGCCAGGGAGGCCCAGUACAAGGCUGAGCAAGAGUACCAACAAUUGAUUGCAGAGGAGCAAGCUGCUUAUGAAGCGAAGCGCAUGGGCAUGCCUAGCACGGGAGCUGCACCUAUCCCUCCAGCUCCCCGUUUGGAGCAAGUAUUCAAGCCUAAGGUCGUGAAGACUGUCGAAAUUCAAAAGCACGUCCCGGUCUCCGUUGAUGUUCCUGUGCCUUACAUGGUACCAAAGCCCAUUGUCGUCCCAGUUCAGGUGCCAGUUCUCAAGUUUAGGGACCAUUUUGUUCCAGUUCCCGUGAGGCGCCGUGUUGUUCCUCGCAUCCGCUGGACAAACGAUGUGUACGAGGUAGAGUGCAUUAAAGAGAAGCCUUACCUUCAGGUUCAAGACAUUAUCAAGCCCGUCCCAUGCGAUGUUGAAAUUAAGGUCCACGAGUUCGUAGAGAAAGCACAGCCAAUCAACCCUGCGGAGCUUUCACAAGCAGACGUUCAUGCAAUGUGGAUGAGAGUCAACGCGGACCUGGCGGAGAAGAGAAAAGAAGAGCUUGGCGAGAGGUAUCCGUAUAUCCAGCAUCCCGAAGGCACCGUAUUCGGGGAACCUGGCAGCAAGCGGACAGACGAAAGCGCAGAAGGAGCUGAAGUUAGUGACCCAGAAGCCCGUGAAGGCGUCGAGCCGUUGGCAUUGCAUCCUGGUCACCCUCUGAACAUGACAUACCUCCAGAACCAGUGGAUCAAGAAGGAAACUACAGCAACUCACGAAAUGUACACUCCCGAGUGGUUUGAGGCUCACCAGAAGGCCAUGCACAACUUGACGAUGCAGUAUCCGACCCAACUUCAGCUUUCAGCUGAACAGGCUGCGCGACUGCAGCAAGACUCCCAGGCCUUUGGCGAGGCACCGUGGGUAGAGGUGGAUGAGCAUGGGUUGCCGAAGCCGAAACCUCAGAAAACCGAACAAGCCGGUAAAUGCUGCAAUGCCUGCUCAGCAUCAUGCGGGGGAAGUGGCAGCUCGUGCUGUGCAUGCGGCGAAGAAAAUUAG
Molecule: messenger RNA, 1707 nt
Organism: Eimeria acervulina
Lineage: Eukaryota; Apicomplexa; Conoidasida; Eucoccidiorida; Eimeriidae
Product: membrane skeletal protein IMC1, putative
Exons: 5
Coding region: 1-1707 (568 amino acids)
Source: RefSeq, a predicted model, not a curated record